Erythranthe guttata (spotted monkey flower) is the source of this 1479-nucleotide messenger RNA. RefSeq names its product FAD-dependent oxidoreductase family protein. Lineage: Eukaryota; Viridiplantae; Streptophyta; Magnoliopsida; Lamiales; Phrymaceae. The record is from RefSeq and is a predicted model, not a curated record. Gene Ontology annotation, molecular function: (S)-2-hydroxyglutarate dehydrogenase activity.
UUCAAUUAUUGGGGGGGAGUGAGCUAAUUCUUCGACAGAGACGAUGAUGAAGCCGACCAAGAUUUUGCGGGCCCUAGUGGGAAAACCCAGAUCGCUGUCCACAGCAGAAAGGUACAAAUCGGUGCCCAAAGAAGCGGCGGACGCGGUGGUUAUAGGCGCCGGAGUGGUCGGCAUAGCGGUGGCGCGUGAGCUUGCAGUGAAACUCGGCCGAGAAGUUCUUGUGCUGGAUUCGGGCCCUACUUUCGGUACGGGCUCGAGUUCUCGCAACAGUGAAGUCAUUCACGCCGGCAUUUACUACCCUCCCAAUUCUCUCAAGGCACUUCUCUGUGUUAAAGGGAGGGAUUUGCUGUACAAAUACUGCAAGCAACACGAGAUUCCGCAUAAACAAAUCGGGAAACUAAUCGUCGCCACAAGAUCUUCGGAGAUUCCCAUGUUGGACUCGCUCAUGAAUCGAGCAAUGGAAAAUGGAGUCGGAGAUUUAAGGAUGAUCGACGGUCGAGAAGCUACGAAAAUCGAACCGGAAUUGCAAUGCACGAGAGCGUUGCUAUCCCCUUCUUCUGGAAUUAUCGAUAGCCACUCGUUUAUGCUAUCACUUCUGGGCGAAGCAGAGAACAACGGAGCGACUUUCUCUUACAAUACAACCGUAAUUGGUGGUAGUUACGAAGAAAAAGACGAUACUAUCCAGCUCUACGUUUCCGAAAGUGAAUCUCUUGGAAACUGGGAUAAAGAAUCGCCGUUGAAGCCGGAUUUAAUUCUUACUCCAAAACUUGUUGUCAACUCUGCUGGCUUGGGUGCUCUAGCACUUUCAAGAAGCUUCCACGGACUAAAUAGCGGGAAUAUUCCGAAACCCUACUUCGCCCGUGGGUCCUACUUCACGUUAUCGAAUGUUAAAUCUCCUCCUUUUCGACAUUUGAUUUAUCCGAUACCGGAAGAUGGUGGACUUGGUGUACAUGUUACGUUGGAUUUAGACGGGCGGGUCAGAUUUGGUCCGGAUGUUGAAUGGAUUGACGGUAUCGAUGACGUUUCGAGCUUCCUCAACUUGUUCGAGUAUUCUGUGCCUGGAGAUGGUGCGAAUCGGUUUUAUCCGGAGAUAAGAAAGUACUAUCCGGGUCUGAAAAACGGGUCAUUGGAUCCGGGUUAUUCAGGUAUUCGAGCGAAAAUUUCCGGGCCAAUGCAGGCUAGUGCUGACUUUAUGAUACAGGGAGAAGAGAUUCAUGGAAUUACAGGGUUGAUAAACCUAUUUGGUAUUGAAUCGCCUGGACUCACUUCAAGUAUGGCUAUUGCGGAAUACGUUGCUGCUAAUUUAUCAAAAUGAAGAAGAAAAAAACGAAAAAACUUCGUAUCAUUACACUAGGAUUAGUUUAUCUAUCCUUGAGUCAUUGAUAACAAACAUUUUAAAUGUAAUUCAUGCUACAAAAUUUCGAUUUUAAAGCGUCGAUAAAUUUGAUCACUCAAAAAUAUCAGCAGUAUUUUGUUGUU